Messenger RNA from Rhododendron vialii, 1489 nucleotides. RefSeq names its product signal peptide peptidase. The record is from RefSeq and is a predicted model, not a curated record. Gene Ontology annotation, cellular component: lumenal side of endoplasmic reticulum membrane; cytoplasmic side of endoplasmic reticulum membrane; membrane. Lineage: Eukaryota; Viridiplantae; Streptophyta; Magnoliopsida; Ericales; Ericaceae. Gene Ontology annotation, biological process: membrane protein proteolysis. Bases 201 to 1220 code for a protein of 339 amino acids. Gene Ontology annotation, molecular function: aspartic endopeptidase activity, intramembrane cleaving. The transcript is spliced from 12 exons.
UCUCUCUCUCUCUCUCUGAUCUGUUUGUCCUGCUACCGCUAGAGAGAGACGAAGAGAGUCAAUCUGCUUCUCUCUCCUCUGACCGUUGCGUCGGGUCGUGACAGAGACGGCAGUAGCAUCGGGCAGUCAAAAUUCUGCAGCAGAAUCGACGCACUUCCGGAUUUUCCUUUGAUAAGAGACAUUUGUCGUUGAUAGUUACGAUGAAGAAUCAUGAGCGUGUUGCGAAUCUUGCUUUAGCAGGUUUAACUGUGGCACCACUGGUUGUAAAGGUAGAUCCAAAUUUGAAUGUCAUUUUGACUGCUUGCCUCACCGUUUACGUGGGGUGCUACCGCUCGGUCAAGGCAACUCCACCUUCAGAGACAAUGUCUAAUGAACAUGCCAUGCGCUUCCCUUUGGUUGGGAGUGCAAUGCUGUUAUCAUUAUUCUUACUCUUUAAGUUUGUAUCAAAAGACUUGGUUAAUGCUGUUCUGACGUGCUACUUCUUUGUACUUGGGAUCGUCGCUCUUUCGGCGACACUAUUACCUGCAAUCAGACGUUUUUUGCCAAAUCAUUGGAAUGAGGACCUAAUAGUCUGGCGUUUCCCAUAUUUCCGUUCUUUGGAGGUUGAGUUCACAAGGUCUCAGAUCAUCGCAGGAAUACCUGGAACCUUUUUCUGUGCGUGGUAUGCUUCACAGAAGCAUUGGCUAGCUAACAAUGUGUUGGGCCUCGCAUUCUGCAUCCAGGGAAUUGAAAUGCUGUCACUUGGAUCGUUUAAGACUGGCGCCAUCCUACUUUGUGGGCUUUUUGUGUAUGAUAUCUUUUGGGUUUUCUUUACCCCUGUGAUGGUUAGUGUCGCAAAAUCUUUUGAUGCUCCUAUAAAGCUUUUAUUCCCAACGGCUGAUUCUGCGCGUCCGUUUUCGAUGCUUGGACUGGGAGAUAUAGUGAUUCCAGGCAUUUUUGUAGCAUUGGCAUUGCGUUUUGAUGUGUCCAGGGGGAAAAAGAGCCAGUAUUUCAAUAGUGCUUUUCUGGGAUAUGCUGUUGGUGUGGUCCUUACUAUCAUUGUCAUGAAUUGGUUUCAAGCUGCACAGCCUGCUCUGCUAUACAUAGUACCAGCUGUUAUUGGAUUUUUGGCAGUUCAUUGCAUAUGGAAUGGAGAUGUCAAACAGUUGUUGGCUUUUGACGAGUCUAAGACUGCCACGUCUGAAGACGAUGAUGCCACAUCGAGCAAGAAAGUGGAGUAACCCUCAAAAUGAUAAACCAGUGCCUGCUUUGAUUACGAAAUACAGUUGUUUUCUUGGGGGACUGAAAAGCCUUGCAGCCCGGUCAUUUUCUGACAUGGCCUGGCGCCCCAAUGCUGUUGUAACAGAGUUUUGAUUUAGAGUUCACAGGAUUAUCAAUUUAGAUUUACCAUGUGUCUCUGGUUUUCGACAGUAUCAUCCAAAGAUAACAUUAUUUUCCCCUUGGUAUCUACAAGUACAAAAAGAGCGCUCGGAUUUUGUUUCUCAGGAAA